GUAACAGAUAUGAUGUGCUGUGAGGAGAGGAAGGGACUGCAGUCCUCUGGCUCUCUCACAAACUAACGAGCUCCGGAUCGAAAACUAGUCUCAACUGAAAAUAUAUUUUGUACAGAAGAACAGGCUUCGUUUACGCUUUGUCCUAGAUCUCUAGGAUACUAUGAUUAAAAUAAUAAUGCAACCGUUUUAAGUUACAUUUUAAAUUUGAAAUCUCGUUCAUAAUGUGGAGUAGAUCUACACUCAAGUUUAUCUUCGGUGUAUUAGCUGUGAUUAAAGUUCAGUCAGCCUCAGAAGAGCUGUGUCCUCGACAAGAGCCCCCUCCUGGAGUUUUGGUCUUGAAGUUAGGAAGCAAUGUUGUGCUUGGCUGCAGAGGCGGUGUCUCUGUGGACGGUGUGCCAUUGGCUUCGGCCAGUGUCACAAAUAAAAAAUACAGAAACAAGCAGACAGAAGACAUCACUGUCAGCUGGGCAUCCCAAAGAGGUGCAGCUAAUGCUACACAGCUAAUCAGUAUGAAUGGAAAUGCUAAAACUGAGACAUACAAAAAGUUUGAUUCUGGUAUGUAUUCCAAAGCUAAAUGGGACACAACAGUCACCGUUAAACCACCUGGAACUGUAAGAAAGGAACAAACCACUUCUAGACGUGUUUUGCGUGCUGUCAGUCAAACUACUGGAAAUGAGGAAGAGGUCUUUGAUAUAACCAUGGGGAAUGAUUUUCAUCAUGACUAUGAGGACUAUGAUUAUGAAGAUGAACGGUCCAGGGUGACAAGAGGCAUCAAAAAGCGAACACGCUGGACUCUCAAUGGACGACAGUUGCAUUCUGGAGUGGAAAGGGGAGGGAUUUUAAGACAGCCACAUCUCAGCGGGGCAGAUGCUGGGAAUUACAGCUGCUACAGAGGAGAGAGACUAAUUUCCACAUUCAGAAUCAGCGUAGGGGUGCCCCCAGAGAGUCCCACUGUCUACUGUUACAAGAAGUUUCACACCAGUAAAGUCCGCUGUGAUUGGACAUCCAAAACUCGAGUAACCCCACGGCCACUGUGUUACCUACUUCUUUUUAGAGAAUCGUUUGGUAAAGUUACUCCUGUACCUUGUUCAUUCUCCCGCUCCCGCUGCUGGUGUGCUUUUCACAUGGAGGAGGGUGACAGAGAUCUCUAUGGGGCUAAACUGUGUGUGUCUAACACAGUAGGCAGUGCCACAAGCCCUUACAUCAGUUUCAAGCUUCAUGAAAUCAUUAAGCCUGACCCUCCAACCUGUGUGGUGGUGAGAGCGGUUGAGGGCCAGAAGCAUAUGCUUAAAGUAUCCUGGUCUUAUCCCAGUUCCUGGAAGCAUGACUUCUAUACCCUGAAUUUCCAGCUGAGAUACCGACCACAACUCACAGAGCAGUUCCAGUCAGUGCUGAUAGAUGACAGGACUUCCUGGACAAUUUAUGAUGCUCUGCCACACACUCAGUAUGAAGUGCAGCUCCGGGCCAAGGAUGAGUUUGACGGUGUCUGGAGUGACUGGACUGACACUGUCUAUGCAGUCAGUUGGGCAGCUCCUGAGAUGACUACUACCUCUAAGAGCAUUACUUUGGAACACUUUGAGAUGUUUCCUGAAGGUUCAGGAGGAUCUGGAGAAGACCAUAUUGUAGGUAAGUCUGAGCAAGAAAGCAUGGGUUCGGGGCCAAUAAAUGGAGCUAAUGAUACUGACUAUGCUACAGUGUGGCUGUGUGUGUGUGUUUUUGGGCUGUGUUUUAUUGUAGUCCUCACCAUGCUCACAGUCUAUUUACUCAGGUAUAGGCUGCAUUUCAUGUCUAGAACAGGAAAACAGACUUUGCCCUUUGCAUUUCUCCUUCAUUACCCUCAGCCUUUUCCCACUCCUGCUCUUUCUGAACAGCUUCCAGAGGAGGAAAAGUCUCUGAUGUCUCCUCCAAAACACAGCCAGCAACAUUUCCUUCCUGUUCAGCAAGAGGAGCAGGAGGGCAUUCGUCUCAUUAACAUGGAUUAUGACAUGAGUAAACAGAAGAAACCCCACUGUAGUGUAUACAAUGAGACUGACUAAGAUUCACAUGCUGUUUUUAUGUAAUUCAGUAGACUAUUAUGAGUGUGAAAAGAAAUGUUGAGUGUUAUUGUAUAGACAAAGUAUUUAAUCUGUGACUACAUUUCAUCUGUUACUGUAUAUCAUUGAUAUUUUGACUACUUUCAAAACCAUUUGUAAAUAAGGGUUUUUUAAAUGUUGACCAUGGCAGUCUCA
Molecule: messenger RNA, 2228 nt
Organism: Carassius carassius (crucian carp)
Lineage: Eukaryota; Metazoa; Chordata; Actinopteri; Cypriniformes; Cyprinidae
Product: interleukin-6 receptor subunit alpha-like
Biological process (GO): cytokine-mediated signaling pathway
Cellular component (GO): membrane; external side of plasma membrane
Molecular function (GO): cytokine receptor activity; protein binding
Source: RefSeq, a predicted model, not a curated record